Messenger RNA from Puma concolor (puma), 405 nucleotides. It is a transcript of the gene PVALEF, whose product is annotated as parvalbumin like EF-hand containing. NCBI's taxonomy places the organism in Eukaryota, Metazoa, Chordata, Mammalia, Carnivora, Felidae. Gene Ontology annotation, cellular component: cytoplasm. Gene Ontology annotation, molecular function: calcium ion binding. The record is from RefSeq and is a predicted model, not a curated record.
AUGGACGAGGACUUCUCCUCUCAGAUGAAGAAGAUGGCCUUGGCCAUGGGCACGUCCCUGUCAGACAAGGACAUAGAGUUGCUGCCCACGGACAUGAGGCAUCAUGGCUCCUUCAACUACCUCAAGUUCUUGGAGUACAUGCAGAAGUUCCAGGCCUCGGGGCAGCUGGAGAGCGCCAUCCGCCAGGCCUUCCAGACUCUGGACAAGGACAAGAGUGGCUUCAUCGAGUGGAACGAGAUCAAGUACAUCCUGUCCAUCGCCCCCAGCAGCACGCCCACCGCCCCGCUGACGGACGAGGAGGCAGAAGCCAUGAUCCAGGUGGCAGACACGGACGGGGACGGCAGGAUCGACUUCGAAGAAUUUUCUGACUUGAUCAAAAAGGAGAAAGUUCCAAAGAAGAAGUAG